Molecule: messenger RNA, 9513 nt
Organism: Dermacentor albipictus
Lineage: Eukaryota; Metazoa; Arthropoda; Arachnida; Ixodida; Ixodidae
Gene: Dic1
Product: Dicarboxylate carrier 1
Biological process (GO): phosphate ion transmembrane transport; thiosulfate transport; malate transmembrane transport
Molecular function (GO): oxaloacetate transmembrane transporter activity; malate transmembrane transporter activity; thiosulfate transmembrane transporter activity
Source: RefSeq, a predicted model, not a curated record
CAGCGGUCGCGAAACCAACACGUCAAUGACGCUUGCACUCGCUGGACGUCAGAGGGGAGCGGGUUCGACAAUAAGUAUCACCUUCCACGCGCGACCUUUAAGACCGUCGGAGAGUCGUCCGAAUACUUACUUUCCGAGCAGAGUGGCCGCGACUUGGGAAACGGGAGAAGACCGGGAUCCAAACGUCAUGCUGAUUCGGGUGUCCUGACUUGGCGAAUAAUUCUGUGCCGACGUGUACGCUACGCGACCGCAUUUUGUGAGUAAUGGCAAUGCAAAAGCAGCAGCUGCCGGGGGCUGCCCCGCCUCGCAAGGAAGUGCGUCUGGCCCGGUGGUACUUCGGGGGUCUGGCAGGAUCGAUGGCUGCCUGCUUCACACAUCCCCUUGACCUGCUCAAGGUGCAUUUGCAGACACAGUCGGUGGGGCGCGUCAGCCUGGUGGACAGCACAAUGACGAUCGUCCGUCACCAGGGUGUCCUGGCCAUGUACAAUGGGCUCAGCGCGUCCAUACUGCGGCAGUUGACCUACUCAACGACACGGUUCGGCAUGUACGAGGUCAUUCGGCAGUACCUGGUUAAACCGGGCGAGAACAUGAAGUUCUACCAGAAGAUCUCCGUUGCUGGUGUUGCGGGCGCCACUGGCGGCUUUGUCGGUACUCCUGCUGACAUGGUGAACGUCAGGAUGCAAAAUGAUAUCAAGCUUCCUGUUGAAAGCCGGAGAAACUACAAGAACGCACUGGAUGGCCUCUGGCGUGUUUACCGGCAAGAAGGCGCACUCAAGCUUUUCUCAGGAGGCGGCACAGCUACAGCUAGAGCUGUGCUCAUGACUAUUGGGCAGAUCUCAUUUUAUGAGCAGAUCAAGCAAGUACUGCUGACGACCGGAUAUUUUGGCGACAACCUAACGACACACUUUGCGUCCAGCCUAAUGGCGGCUGGCAUUGCGACGACACUAACGCAGCCCUUGGACGUCAUGAAGACACGAAUGAUGAAUGCUAAGCCAGGUGAAUACAAGAGUAUAUUGCAUUGUGCCCUAGAAACAAAGAAAUUGGGGAUCAUGGCUUUCUUCAAGGGUUACAUCCCAGCGUUUGUGCGACUGGGUCCACACACCAUCCUGACUUGGGUCUUCCUUGAACAAAUGCGCCUCAAUUUUGGCAUUGUCAGGUUCACACACUGAUCUUGCAGCGCCUCUUCACCAUGCUUGCGGGUCUGCGAUGAGGGUGUGCUGCAUUAUCUGUGUCAUCAACCACGAGCCCACCAGCAAAGUGACUCCCCUGUCGACCUUGCGCUGUUGCAAAAGCGCCCCUUAAAUGAUAGCGAUGUAUUAGAGCAAGACGGUUUGGCAUCUGGGCAGGAAGUGGCUAGUAGUUUCACUUUGUUUUUGUACUUUCAUCUAUCAUAUGUCGCUGCUUCCGCUCUUCACACUUAGGUGAGGUUGUUGCUGCCUUCGCACGUCUUAUUUUUUAUAUUCACUAUAUUUUUUCUACUGGGACUGUCAAUCCAGUUUCAACACAUCGGUAAGUUUGAAGGCGAAUAUAAAUUACUUAGAUUUAUCACGAGCCAUGUUGUUAUGUCCAGUGCUUCGAUACAAGGAUGAUAUGAGGUCCAUUCUACUGCGUUGGACUGAUGACCAGUGCUUUUGUGUUUAAGUAUUUCACACACUAUACCAUCACCAGUCAAGUAAGAGCUGUGUUUGCAUUCUAAUGUACAAUGCAUCGAUAUCAGGUUGAUGUCACAUUUGAAACAUGGGACUACUGAUACAAGUUCUACAUUAUUUAUGGCUAUGUUGGCAGCACUGCGAAGACUAGCAAAUGAUUCUUAUUUGUGCCUAACAUUAUGAUAUCGAGAUAAAUGUUGGAAGUAAGACUUGUAGCCUCAGGUGUUUUAAAGCAGUCCUUUCUAGACUGAGGGCCAUGUUUGAAUGUUGUCUAUGCUAUGCACGAUGUAGAAGUAAUUCGCUACAUGAAAGCUAUGAAUAGAACAUCAUUUAUUAAAUUUAAGUGCAAAACUUUAUGCCAAAAUAACGAGGUUCCCAGGACUCUAUAUUUGUUUGCUACCCAUAGUAUUUUCUUUAAGAUUGUGUACUUAUGUAUUGACUAGGGACUACCUUGGUUUAUUGAACUCACUAGAUUUCAGCAGCUAUUAUGGAGAGGAUUUGUCUCAAGCCAUUGGUUGUGCUCAACACUAAUGGCGAGUGUAAUUCUCGUGGUCUGUUACUGAUGCGUCAAUGUUUUCUUUCUGCGGCCACAGCAUGAGUACUAAAGUUUGGAAUGGCUUCUGUUGUCCUUAAUCUUGCACGUUGGAGGUUAGGUUUUUUCACUAAUUUCUCAAGAUCUGAGCAUGAGGCAGUUGUGAUGACAUUUUUGUGCAGUUAUUAAGUUAAAAUAUUCUGCCUUCCUCGGCUUAUGCCAGAUUGACUAACCUCUGCCUUUAGCUUUGUCACCCAACACUUUUUGUGUGUGAAAGGCAGUGCUAAAUCGAAUAAGUUGAGACUCUGUAUAAAUGUCAUCUGGACAGUAAGGGUUGUGCUGAAUUUGGACAGACACCAUCAAGGGUGACAAAUAAUCCUUAAAACGAUAUCUCUGUCCACACAUGAAAGCCGUGGCAAUUCAUUUUGAACAAUACUUCUGUAGGUGGCCAAAACUUCAAGUUCCUCAUUUCUUGCCUUGGUCAGAGUCUGUACUGUUACAUUGCUAGGCUGUUGCCACUACCGUUGCUGCUCUGGCCAAUUGCCAGCAUUUGCAUAUGCUCACUAGCACAUGCUACCAGCAAACACUAGUGCUGUUGAUAAAGCUGUCUGUAUUAUUCUAUUAUGCAAAGUUCUUCGGUUAUCUUCUGCAGGGUUUACGCCUGUGCAUUAGAAUGUUCAUGCUUUGCAGAGAAGUUGUGAUGAAACUUCUACUUCUUGUUUGAUCACUGCUUUUGAAUGGUUUUUAAGAGAGAGCUCAUGCACGUCUUCUAAGCUGUAGAAACCCUACCACAGGGUUCUUGAACAUAAAAAAACAUAAUGAGGUAAAUACUUCCUGGGUACCAAAGCUUAAAAGGGUUCACAUUUACACAUUUGGUGCCAUGCUAUUAUGAUAGUCCUUUACGAUAAGCAGUGUAGACAAUAUUUUAGGCAUUAACUUAGAAAAUCUCAACCAUUUAUUGCAAAAGUCAACCUUAAUAUAAGCGCUAUACAAGAAAAAAAUAUGUCUCUGACAAAAAAAAAUGAAAAUUGCCAGAAAAUGAAAAAGUAUCUUCGACAAGCUAAGCUCGUCCUUAAUUAUCUUUAGCGCAAAUGGGUGGAGGAACUCGGCUUGCCCAUGACACAGAAGGCAUUCAAAUAUUUAGGAAGCUUAAGUGCUUUGCAGUAUUUUUCGUAGCAUUUAGCAGUCUUGAACCUUCUCUUAAUGCAAAAGAAUGAUGCCGACAGUGUAGUCAGAGUACUCAUAAUAUUUUUGUCUACGUUUUGACUCCUGUCGUCAAUGCUGCUUCAUAAUGUUAACCUGAGACAAUCUUAUGCUAUUCAUUUUCAUGUUUAGGCUAUAUUUGACUUCUUUAGGUCAUGUACUGCAAAGUAGAAGCUGAGUUUUGCACAUGCCAGGUUAGUAUGAAUGUAAGCCUUUCCCCUAUGCAUGAAAUUAAAUUAUGGCAUGACAGGGAGGGGGGCUGGCAUAUUUCUGGUGUUUUGUAACACAUUGACAAAUAUUUUUGCCUUAUUGUUGAAACUGGUGACGGGCACUAUAUUUCGCUGGCUAAUACCUUAAAUUCCUUAUCUCUCUGAAAGCCAUUUGAGUAUUUGAUUGAUUGUGUGAGAGUAUAUUGUGAUUAAUCUAGUCAGUUAUGUGGGCACAUUCAACAUAGUGGAUAUGAUCCAGGUGUCUCCUCUUUUCAGCACAAUAAUAAAAAAAAAGCUUUCUUUUUUUCGGAGUUGAAAGUUUGUCAGCACUUAAAUAAAAGUGCACUUUAUCAUCAAGAAAAGCUGGCACUGUCACAGACAUUGUGAUUAUCUGAAAUGAAAUGGAAAUUUGUGUUUUAAUAUUGGAAAUAGGGCACAUCUGCAUGUUUUGGGGUACCGUGGUGUUUGAUAAAUGUGCAUGACUUUAUGUUGUUUCUUGUCAAGGUGUUUAGAUAGUAACAAAUAUAUAUGAAUACUUUUAUUGAUGUGAGUUGUUUCCAAUUCCUUGCCUACAUACUCAAGUAUUAACAAGUUAACAAUGUUGCAGUCCAAAUGCAUCGACGCUUUCUGAAUUGUGGGACUGCCUUACUUGGGGCAUAUGCUGAAGUUGCUUGCUUGGAACUGAAAAACAUUUUGUGUGCUUAAGCAUGCGUCACUACUUUGUGGUAUCCUGGGAAGAUUUAAUAGCUGAACAAUGCCGAGUGUUAAAACAAACUGUGGCUUGCUUUAGUAAGUUGUUUAAGCCGAUGCUCGCAGACAUUGCUUAACUGCCACAUUUUGUGCGACCAUUAGCCAUUCGGCAAAAUAUGACCUGCACCCUACUAUUUGGCAGGUAAUGAAUAGUGUUUACACAGAGCAUGGCCCUUGACAUCAGAGAUAAGCUACCAAUCCCGGAGGAUAUGCUGCAUGUUAGUUGCAACCUUAUCGACUAGAUAGAUUUGUAGGCCACCCCUUGUAUCGUGGGGCUUACAGGUGUCGCCUUGCCAUGGAGAAAGUUAAUGUCGCCUGCAUUUUCUUUAUGCCUGUGCAAUUGCACCGCAGUGCCACCUAGAGGGAUGCAGCAGAAAUGUUGUGCAGAAGAUAGAAGCGAUGCCACUUGUGACUUCCCUUCAUUGUGUGUGAUGUGGCAGCAAACGCGUCAAAUUUCGUUGGAAAUGUGCAACAUGUUUUCGGUACAAUAUGAAUUUUGCUGGGAAUGUGGGCCAUGUUUUCACGGAGCUCCUAGGCGCAGUUCGAAAAUUGCCCUAGUUAUCUAGUAAUCUUGCUUGACAGGGUUUAGAAAAGAGUCUUUGCGAGGCUGCAUGAUGUCUAGAAGUUAAUAGAUAUCAGGCAGGCGAGCUUGACAAUUGCGCUGACAUCCCAACUUACAAAAAAGUGUGACCAGUUUGCACAUUCCAGUCGUGUGGAUAGCAGAUUUUUCAAGGCCAUUACCUGAAGCCAUCUUUGUUGCGAGUGAUUUAGCUUGAUGACUUCAUAUCAAAUGCAACCUUGGCACUGGUGUUUCAACAGAACUUAAACGAUUUUGCUUUGUUCAAGAAGUCAGAACUGUGAGAAACUUAUCGGUUUAAAUGCUAUAUGCCACAACCGGUAUGAUAUUUGAUGCUUUUGAUUUGUUACUACUACAAUGGUAGAAAUGGUUCCGGCAUGACUAUAGCGCCUUGGGUAUUCUUCGUAAUCUCAGCCUCAUAAAUCCUGUGUUGAGAACAUACAAACUAAUUCUCUCCUCAGCGUAGUGUUUCUAUGGCUGUGCUCAUAUUAUUUGCAUCUUGUGUCCUUUGCUGAGGGGAGAAACUGAAGUGUACGAGAAUGCUCUGACGUUAACUGGUGUUCUACUAAUGUUAAUUUAAUUUUUGUACCUGAGUUUUUAUAUUGGUUGUGUGUUAUGCAACCUUUUUUGUUAAGUUUGUAUUUUAUCAUUAUUUAGUAACCUCUCCUCAAGAAUAACUUGAAUUUAGCAAUCAGAAGUUCCUUUAGCUGUGCAAAAUAAUCACGUGUACCUAAGGCCAAAAUUUUUAUCUUAUUUAAGCAUCUUUUACAUAUUGGCUUUUAGAUAUGAACGUCUUGUGAACGAAUGUUAUUGUUUAUUGGUUUCUAUAUGUUGCCUUGUGGGCAGCCCUCGGUGGUGGCAGAUGGUGAUAGAGAAAAUCCUGCUCACUUUUUGUGGGCUAUUUGAAUCUUUUGUGGAGUGCUGCCUACUUAUGCUUCAUCUCACAAGUCGUUUGCAGCACUGUGGAAGCUGCAAGACUCCUAAGCCACUAGGCAGGGUGAAUGCCUCUCGAGAUGUGCUCAUCUGUAUAUCCUGCUCGGUGCCUGUUGAAUUCGCGGUAUAUGGCAUGCAUGCGCAAAGGUCCUAACAGGUCGUGUAUAGCUGUAACAUGUCAUGUACCAAGCAAAAGCACAACCCUGUAACCUAGCCAUUAAUCAGACAUUUAUGCCUGGUACAGUAUUUUCACUGUGUAAGGAUAUCUUUGAAUGCCCCAUACUUUCUGCAGUGCUGCAAUAAAAAAAAAUUUAAUUCUGGCUUUUUACGUGCCAAAAGCACAAUUUGAUUAUGAGGCAGACCGUAUAAAUUUUGACCACCUAAAGUUCUUCAAAGUUAUCCGGUCCAGCGUACAUGGGUGUUCUUGCAUUUCACCCCUAUUGAAAUGCGACCACCGUAGACAGGAUUCGAUCCCGCGCCUUCAGGCUUGGUAGCGCGACGCCUUAGCCACUGCACCACCUGGGUUGGCGGUGCUGGAAGUGACUUGUGAGGUGGAGUAUAAGUUGGCAUAUUUCACAGGGAUUUUGAAGAUCAAAAGUGUAUCUUUCAGGGCGAGGGAUUUGCCAAGGUGCAAGAAGCUAAGCAGAAAUUAAAGAACCGUAAGCUUGUUUCACUCAGUAUUAGUGAAAAUUUUUUCUAAUUGCACUUGUUGGUGACUUCGCUGCUUGAGUUGCGAUGAUACAGUGAUGUGAAUUGUAAAGCUGAACUUAUUUUCAUGAAAGUGUCUGCUUUCCUCUGUACACAUUACGCUGUGAAAAAUAGUCUGUUCAAUUUCAUGAUUUGCCAGGUCAUUGAUGUAUACCUUUAGAACACGUUGGACUAGUUAGUGUAUCUCCCGUAGCAUGAGCCACUGUGCAAAUAAACAUGACACGAACAUCCAUGGUCACUCUCAUGUUGAUGUAAUAGGUUCCUACCGCUUCUUGCACACCUUCUGUGUUUGCAUUUUCCUAAAACCUCAUGGAAAAAAAUUUAUGGGAUGGAAUUUAUGUACCGAAAGGCUAUUUGAUGCUAAAUCACACACACAUGCAAAAAUAUUUCUUAUCAAAGUAACUUUGCUGUUCAUGUUUUGAUGACAAAACUGACUGAUCACCAAAUACAGAAAUGGUUUUUAUUGUAGCUAACUUAAAGUUAAGCCUAACCUGUUAAGUUCCACAAAACUGUUGAACACGGGAGCCCUUCCCUACAGCCUUGAUUCUGUGUAAUGUAUGCAAUGAAUAUCACUUCAUUUAAUGAGAAGGAACGUCCAGACUUGGCCCUUGAAAAAUGUGGCUUUUCUUCGUAGGCAGCACAAUAGGCUAGUACACUGUGGCAUAUUCCUUUGGGUUCUGUUCAUUUUCACACUGGUCAUUGUUACUGAUAUAUAAAGCUGUAUUCGAGUUUUGCAAGCUGUGAUGUGGCUCAUCGCUGCUUGUUGCUUGUGUUCUUGAACCUACGCACAGUGGCUCACUCAGUGGAUUUCUGUGGUGUGCUGAAGUUGUCACUCAUAGCAUACUCCGUGAGCUAUGGAGGUAUUCUGUAAGAGUCCACCUAGUGGACAUGUCCAUUCCGUCUGCUGCUGCAGUGCUGAUUGGCUGUGGCACCUCGCUGCUGCAGUGCUGAUUGGCUGUGGCACCUCGCUGCUGCAGACGCAUAGCCCAGCCCAGCCAAUCAGAACUUAACCAGACGAAAUGGACAUGUCCACUAGGUGGACUCUUACGCAAUACCUCCCCUGAACACCGGUGUCCAUUGUGAUGUGUUGUUUAAAAGAGCUUGUGUACAGUAUUGCUGCCUUGCUCAUGUUGCUCUGUACUGAGGAAUGCUUCUAAUCUCAGGAAAACUGCCUUUCAAAUCUUUAGAAAUGUAGGUCUAGCAAAGAACAAUUUGUUAGGGGUAUGGCUGUUGCACUGUGUUCUAGCAUUGCAUAGUUGCUUGCUUAGGAAUAGAACUUGUUUAGGUAGUAGAAUUAGAACUGCUAGAUCGCAAUGUAAGGACUGUGCCUGAAUUGUAGCAGAAGUACAGGAGGUAAAUGGAUUUAAGAAUGGAAUAGGAAAAUAGGGAAAAAUAUCCACUACUGGCCUCAGUCAUAGAAAGUUUUGCUUCUUGUAUGCUGUGAUCCAUUUUUUUUUUUUGCAUGAGGCACUGAAUUACCCUUUGAAAGAGUUAAGGCUUGGCAUGUUUGUAUUUCAUUGCAGUAGACCAGUGUAUAACACUGUUCCUGUGUUGUGUGCUGGUCUUCUACAGUGCAAUUAUAGACCAUCUUAACUAUCAAGCAGGCUAUUCUUGCCCACAAAAGUGAACGUGUCUGCAACCUUGAGGCACUGUUUUCUUCGCUGAAAGCGAGCUCAGCAAAGGUUUGCAGUAACCCGAAACAUUGUGUCGCAUAGUGUUGUUUCACAACUGUGUAUCGUUUUGUAGUGGCAAAAGUAUAUUUUGGCAUGCCUAUGCAUGGGAACACUGUUGCCAUUGGCACAUUGUCACAUGACUAACUAGUUCAUACUGGCAGCUAUUAUUUAUAGCACACAAUUAGAUCUCUGGAUAUGGUGUGAUUCACCUAGGUAGUGAAAACAAUAAUGCCACGUUGUUUGUUUAACAGAACUUAAGAGCAUGCAAGGCUGUCUCACAGCACUGAGAACUAUUAAAAGCAUUAAGUAUUACAAGCAUUUAGGCAUGUGGAUUUAAAACAGGGGCAAAAUUUUCCAUUGCCUUAUGUGUGUACAUGUGUAUGAGCAUUACCUGACCAAUUUACUUACUCCUCAAAUUAAUGUGUCGAGCUUGAGUCAUGUAUGUUAUAUGUGAAGGUGGUGCUGGCCAUCUAAUCACUAGACAUAAGUGCCGACCAUAGGGUGCACAUUGCUAGAGUAUUUUACCGUGUCAUCACUCAGCUUCGGUGCACCUGGUUUAUGUUGAAUGAUCACUGCACCGAAAUUCCUGUACUAAAGCAUUCCUUUAGACACUGAUAAUAGCGGAUACACCAUAGUAUUCGUUUUGGCCAUGAUAAUUGCUUGGUGAUUGGGCAGCUUGAAAUAGACAUGCCAUUUCUUUACUUGUUUGAAACGAAAAUGUGUGUGGUUGUCGAUUUGACCUUGCUUCUGGUUCUGCGAGGCGUUAGCCAAGGCGUUAUCUGGUAAAACAUUACCACAGAUAUGCCUGCUUUUUUGAGUGAGCUGUUGUUAUGUCUAUGGUCAGCACUCUGUCUUAAUGGCUUUGAUGGUUCUCUGCAGUCAUGUGAGCACUUCACCGCUUCUCUUAAGAAUGAAGAAACUAUUGCAUCGAAUAAAGAACAUAUCAUAAAUGUUGGUUUGCCAUCAAACCUGCUUUUUUGGAGAUGCUCUUUCAGUUUCAAAAGGAGAAAACCUAGGUAUUGAUGUACUGUAUAUUACUGUGGUUUUGCUUGUGUGUAUACUGCCAGUUGAGCAUUGUGAAAUGAGAAUCAUGAAUAUAUUUUUGUGACACUGUUCUUUCAUUAAAAGUAGACUAAGAAAAUUUUAUUUUUAUCUUUGUUUAGAUUGCUCUAAUGGGUAUCAGGGUGGGACAUGCAAGGCACAAAAUCAGCAGUUGCGUAAGCGUAUUUUUGUACAGUGUUGCCCAGUUAUGCAAUAAUAAAUGUUGUGGUGGUGUUGA